AUGGACGACAGCAGCGGGCCAAAGCGCGACAACCACACUCCCAGCUGUGCGGUCUGUCAACGCCGGAAAGUCAAGUGUUCCCGAACGUACCCUUGCACAGCUUGCACCAAGUCUGGCCUCGAAUGCGUCUUUCCGCCCCCUCGAAAACGAGCCAAACGAAAUCCAACUACCAUCACCGCUAGCUCGGAUGUACACUCGCCGGGUCGGACUUCCGCAGAUGGACAUCGAUCGCAUGCUGGUCAUGUCAAGUCGGCUUCCGUGAACAUCAAAGACCAUGCCUCCCCGGAGUCGUGCGGCAGUACUGUCGGUACCGCGGCGAGUGCGACCACCAACACUGCUCGUCUGGUGUCUGACGGAAGAUAUGUAAAUAACCACCUCUGGAGUGCCAUCGCUCCUGACCAGUCUGCUGGAGACGAAUCGCCGCGGCCCAGCACUGCCACUGAUCAACAAUCGAACUCGGUCGACUCACACGCGGCAAACGCCCGGACGGGAUCCUACACCUCCAAUGGAGAGGACAUGACCGAUGGGCGAAGUUUCGUGUUUGGCGGUGGCGCAUCGCAUAAUACCUCCGUCCAGCCACUACCACCGACGCACAUCGUCUAUUUGUGGCAGACAUAUGUCACGAACAUCGACCCGGUGAUGAAGCUCUCGCACGCACCAUCAGUACAGCACAUCGUCCUUGGCCAGAUCGGCCGACCAGCGCUCGGUCGUAAUGAACAAGCCAUGGCGUCAGCCGUCUACUUCAUCAGCGCAGUCUCUCUCUCCGACGAACAAUGCCGGCGAGACCUCCAAGACACGCGGGCGAACAUCCUGGUCAAAUAUCGCCAUGCCUCCGAAGUGGCCCUCUCCGCAGCAGGGUUCAUCACCACAACCGACGUCCUCGUCCUGCAAGCCUUCGUCCUACACCUCACAGCCUUGCGCUCGAUUGGGGACUUCCAAACAGUCUGGUCCCUUCUCGGCCUUGCUAUUCGCGUCGCUGGCACAAUUGGUCUCGCCCGAGACGGCACAUCUUUCAACCUCGCCCCAUUCGAGACAGAGAUGCGUCGUAGGCUGUGGUGGGCGCUCGUCUACUUCGACGGCCGCAUGGCGGAAAUCGUCGGUCAAGAAGGUGAUCUUAUGGGAAUCGACUUCGAAACCGGCUUUCCCGCCAACCUCAACGACAGCGAUCUGUUUCCCACCAUGUCCCGCCUCCCUGAGCCCAGUCGUGGACCUACGGAGUCGAUCUACCUGCAAGCUCGGGUGCUGUCUUGCUCCGUCGCCCGCAGUUUGCAACGGAUCGCUUCUCCACAAGGAACAUGGCGCAAUCUCCGCGACGCCAACAUGCCAGUGUCGGAGAAGAUCGAAGUUAUGCAGCGCAUCGAGAGACGGUAUCAGGAAGAAAUCCUCGGCCCUUGCGAUCCGACUGUCCCUCUUCAAUGGCUCAGCAUCAACACCGCCCGCACCUUCGCCACCAAACUCCGCCUCAUCGCCCGCAUUCCCGUCGUAGACCUCGACCGCGAAUGGGAAACAGCAGACGGCUGCUCCGAGAACGCAUUCAUCCUCUCCAUGGACCUCCUCCAAAUCCAACUUGACCUCUGGCUCGAACCAUCCGUGCAACCCUGGCGCUGGCACUGGCAAGCGCAUUUCCAAUGGUACGCGCUCGUCACGCUCUUGAAGCAGAUCAAAUACCCACGACCAGGACAAAUUCAGAGUCGAGCUUGGGCUCUCAUCAAGAAAGCGUUCGAGGUGAUCAUCCCGACUUUGGAAUUGGGAAAACGAAAGAGUUUACUGCUGGAUGGGAUCCAUGGACUACUGAAUGCGGCGAAGCGGCAUCAGAAAGAAAGUUCUGCUCCGAUCGAUCAGAAGCCAAUCAUACACGCUGGUCGGUAUAGUCGACAUGUACUUCCCAGUCCGCCGUUCAAGCCGAUGUCAGGGGUACCUGGUGGAGCCUAUAACAAUAGCGCCACUGGCUACGUGGGAAGCGGCUACGCUCAACGACCAGCCCCUGCGGCGAUGAACAUCAUGCCCGCGAUUGAAGUCGGCAGGAUACCGACCCCGCCGAACUUCUCGGGUGGCAGGAAUAUUCUGACCCCAGAUCCGGUGGUCGGCAUCGAUUUGGAUGCGAUUGAUUGGGUGGAAUUCGAUCGAUUGGCGGCAGCGUUGUGUCAGCAGGGAGUUGACUUGACGUAA
Messenger RNA from Zymoseptoria tritici IPO323, 2169 nucleotides. Its product is annotated as fungal transcriptional regulatory protein. Gene Ontology annotation, biological process: regulation of DNA-templated transcription; DNA-templated transcription. NCBI's taxonomy places the organism in Eukaryota, Fungi, Ascomycota, Dothideomycetes, Mycosphaerellales, Mycosphaerellaceae. The transcript is spliced from 2 exons. Gene Ontology annotation, molecular function: DNA-binding transcription factor activity, RNA polymerase II-specific; DNA binding; zinc ion binding. Bases 1 to 2169 code for a protein of 722 amino acids. The record is from RefSeq and is a predicted model, not a curated record.